UUGGUCUGUUACUAGUAAAAACAACAUGGCGUCCGCAUGGAUUGAGAAAUUGAAGACGGCACAGAAAACGUGCAUGAUACAAGAUGGAAGAAGAAAAAUUCAUUUCGUAUUUCCAGACGGUACAGAAAUGGCAGAAGAAUAUGACCUGAAAACAUCAGAACUUGUUUCAAGAAAAUGGAGAAGAAAAGCAACACUGGGGGUGAAGGAGUCAAAAUGGGAGUUUGAAGUUGGAGAGCAGCUAGUGCCAAGGAACUUGGACUCAGAGGGCUUGUUGGAGAGUGCAGCAAAUCCAAUUUUUGCCAGAAAAGACACAGCUGUAUCAUUUCAGUGGAGAAUCAGAAACUUACCCUACCCAAUAGAAACAUACAAUGUAACUGUUGACCCUGAGAAUAGGACAAUUACCAUUAGAACCACUAAUAAAAAGUAUUUUAAGAAGUUCUCUAUACCAGACAUGGACAGAGCACAGCUACCUCUUGAACAAAAAGCACUGAGUAUAGCACAUGCCAACAAUACCCUCAUAAUAACAUACAAGAAGCCUAAGGAAAUUCUACAGAUGGAAAAAGAAAUCCAAGAAGAAUUCAAGAAGUUAAAGGCAGCAAAAGAUGGUGAUGUAGACUGCACACCUAGUUGAUCAAAUUAUUCAUAGGCCAAAGGUCAACUUCCAAGUCAUGUGAUCUCAGAAAAUCUGUGAUGCAUAACAACUGCUGAUGAAGGAAAUAAUCUGAAAAAAAACUAAGGACUGUUUCGGAUGAUUUACUCCAGUAAGAAAAAUGACAGCUGACCUGUCAAACUCAUUAGAAUUGCAGGCCAAGAUUAAUGCAAAAAAAGGUUGAAUAUUUAUUGAUGCAUUUUGUUUUUGUUAAUGGUCUAUUUAUUCCAUGUCUAUAUAUUUUUAUUUUUUUAGAACUGUCAAUUCAUUAAAAUUUUGAACUAAUUCAUCUUUGCAGAAUGCAAGGACAUUUGCAUGUACUUUGUCUUAAGUGCUUCUGAGAAGAGAAAAAAUAAAAUGUUAAA
Molecule: messenger RNA, 1014 nt
Organism: Saccostrea cuccullata (small rock oyster)
Lineage: Eukaryota; Metazoa; Mollusca; Bivalvia; Ostreida; Ostreidae
Product: protein DPCD-like
Exons: 6
Coding region: 26-631 (201 amino acids)
Source: RefSeq, a predicted model, not a curated record